Arabidopsis lyrata subsp. lyrata is the source of this 4135-nucleotide messenger RNA. RefSeq names its product transcriptional regulator ATRX. The transcript is spliced from 6 exons. The coding region runs from base 707 to 3856 and encodes 1049 amino acids. The record is from RefSeq and is a predicted model, not a curated record. NCBI's taxonomy places the organism in Eukaryota, Viridiplantae, Streptophyta, Magnoliopsida, Brassicales, Brassicaceae. Gene Ontology annotation, molecular function: phosphoprotein phosphatase activity.
CACAAACGAAGAUUCAGUUAACCCUUGCUUAUCGAAUUCGCCGCGCCUCUUCGUCUUCUUCAGAGAGACACUCUUGGCCAAAUUUGAAACUUUCCAGGUAAUCUAAUCUUCUUCUUCUUCUGCUCUUCUCUGUAGUAAGCGUCGCAUGAGAAAUCUCCUGGUCGGUUUUGAGACAUUACCCUGGGCUCUAAUUUCGGUUGAUACCUUGACAUGUCCGUCUAUUCUUCGAGGGUGAAUUUUGUUUUCCAAAUUCAGAUUUAAGAUCUGACCCAGUGUUGAAAAGUUACAAAAACUUCUGGGUUCAAGGUUGCGGUUGCGGUUGGGUUGCCAAUAUUAUUUAUGUGGAAUAUCCUCAGUGGCAGUGUUCGUUUUUUCUCUCUAGUUAAUGGUUUUUGUUUAGUAGCGUUUUGGUGUUUUAGGGAAUAAGGACACUGCCACUCAUCUUUUCAUGAACAAUGGUAUUUGAAUGUGCAUAUUUUUCCUGGAAUGGUUUGGUUCACAUUUAAUACAUAGUCUCUAUGGCUUAGUUUUCAAAUAGGUUACUGGGGCUCUGUUGAGGUUUAUUUAGCGCUCGCGUUUGGUGGAUUUAUGUGAGGCAUCUUAAUUUAUCUGUUCUUUGCGAAUCAUCACUUGUGCUAAACUUAAAGAAAACGUUUCCAUGGAUAUUUUUGAAUUGCAGCUGAUUUCCGAUUAAAUCACAGGAAUCAUGGAGAGUGUUCCAGUGGAAACACUUUCUGAAACUGGUGACUGUCAGACGAAUCCAGAAUUGAGUGAUAAGCAGAAGAAAAGAUCCGGGAAAAAGAAGAGAAAAUCGAGGAAACCGGAAGAUGAGUUGAAGAUUAAUGAUUCUCAUAUCAGUAGCCAGAUUGGGAGCGCAGAUGAGGCCUUUUCAUCUCAUGAGAAAUCCACCAGUGAAGAUCAAGUCCAGUUAUCCGAGAAUCUUUUGUCUUCAUUACCUGCAGAGUCCUGUCAACGAGAUUCAAUCUCAUGUGGAGAGCCUGGAGCUACUUUACAUCAUAAAGACCCAAUCUCAUGUGAAGAUUCACUACCAGAUGCUAAUAGGAAGGGUUCCAGUAGAAAAAAAUCAAAAAGGAGAGAGAAGAAGGAGACAGAGGACGCUUCCUGUGACGAGAAAAUGUUGGAUGAUGCACAAAAAAUCACCAAUGAAGACCAAGUUCAUCCACCCAACAAUCCUUUGUCAAACGGUAUAAUACAAGAAGGAUCACAUGAACACAAUCAGGAUUCUUGUGAGAAGCCUGGAGCGGCACAACUUUGUACAGAUCCAAAUCUGUCAACCUGGGAAGAUUCACAGCCAGAUGCUACUAAUAUGACUAGUUCCCCGAAAAAAAAGAGAAAAAAGAAGAGGGGUAGAAACGCGCUGAAGGAAAGUGGUGUUGAUACAAAUACUACCAAUGCAGAGGUUGUUGUAAAAUACAAUACUAUUACUGAAGCUGAAGGAUCAAGAUCGAUGAGUAUAGAGGAAAACUCCAUUACUAGUGUUUUGAUAAAUAGUUGUCCUAAAUCCAAGGUUGAUACUGGGGAACAACUAGAGGGCAACGACGUCAAAAUCAAUGAAACUGUGUCCCAAACUGAGAGUCCUAAAGCCAAGAAAAGGAAGAAGAAAAAGACCAAAACAAUGGAUGUCUGUGACCAAUUAGGAAAUACUCUGCCAACCUCCAUGAAAAGUGGGCCAGUAGAGUGUGUGGAAAAUAAUGAUGGGAAUAAGGAAACAGAUGGAACCACUGAAGUUAAAGAGGACGUUCUUGAAGUUAAAUACGAUAUUAUUUCUGAAGCUGAAGGAUCAAGAUCGAUGACUAAAGAGGAAAAAUCCGCUGCUAGUGUUGUGAUAAGUAGUUGUCUGAAAUCCAAGGAUGAUACAGUGGAACAACAAGAGUGCACAGAUGUCAAACUCAAUGAAACUGUGGCCCAAACUCAGAAUCCUAAAGCCAAGAGAAGGAAGAAGAGAAAGACUAAAACAUUGGAGGACUGUGACCCGUUAGGAAAUACUUUGUCAACCUCCACGAAAAGCGGGCCUGUAGAGUGUGUGGAAAAUAAUGAUGGGGAUGGUGGCCGAGAGUUAAUUAGUUAUUCAGCAAGUCAGAGGGAAAAUUCUGUAACUGGGGAGGAAAGUGGUUUUCAGAAUCUCGGAAAAACUAAAGAGAAGGAAACAGAUGAAAACACUGAAGUUAAAGAGGACAUUUUUGGAGCAGGUAUAUGUGAUGUAAGUAGCAAAAAACAGAAGAGAAAGAAGAAAACAUCAUCUGCUGAUCACAAAACUGCAGAUAUCGAGGUCUGUGAGCCAUCAGGAUCAGUAGAGUGUUUGUUGGAUCAUUCAAACGAAAAAGUCAUACAAAAUUGUGAUGAGAAUGCCGGAAAAGAGUUUAGGGGAGAGGAUAAGACAAGUAAAAUUGAAGAAUCUGCAACGAGAGAGAAAAGCAAAGUUCAGAAAUCUGGAAAACGUAAAGAAAUGACAAAAGAUGAAAAUAUUGAAUCUAAUCAGGAUGCACUAGGAGCAGACGAUGUUAGUGAUGUUGGGGGCAAAAGACAGAAGAGGAAGAUGAAGAAGAAAACAAAUUGUGAAUCAGUAGCCACCGUGGAUAGCGAGUCAGUACAGUGUUUGUUGCAUCAAUCAAGUAGAGAAGGUGUGAAAAAUUGUGAUGGGAAUGCUGAUGUGGAGAUUGCCAGUAAGGAUUUGGCUAGUAACAUUGAAGAUUCUGCGAGUAAGGGGGAAAGUGUUCAGGGUGUCAAAAAUACCAAAAAGAAGAAAAAAGAUAAGAAGGGAAAAGUUGAUCAGGAUGCCUUGGGAGCAGAAGGUGUUAGUAAGGUUGAGGUCACAACAAAGAAAAGCAAGAAGAAGAAAAAUUCGUUAGAUCAUAAAACUGACAAAAUGGAGGAGGACAGUCAAAAGGAAAAUGAGAAUAAGAGAGAAGUUGAUCAGAAUUCUUUGGGAGCAGAAGGUGUUAGCAAGGUUGAGGUCAAAACAAUGGAGAGCAAGAAGAAGAAAAAUUCUUUAGAUCAUAAAACUGAUGAUAUGGAGGAGAAGGAUGAUGUUUCCUUACCUAGUAAAGAUGCAGAACCAGAAUUUGAUAGGGAAAAGCUUGAAACGUCUUUGUCAAGUUCUGUCUUAAUACAAAAUAAUGUGGCUCAAGGAGUUGCUUCAUCAGAAACUGGAGAUGUACCUAGAUGCUCAUGUGCAGGUCAACAUACCAGAAAGUUGCUUGUAUUUGAUUUGAAUGGAAUCCUUGCAGAUAUUGUUCAGGGUUUUACAGGUCCAUUUGUUCCAGAUGGUAAAGUAUCAUACAGAUCAGUCUUCAGGAGGCCUUUUGUUUCUAGUUUUCUCGACUUUUGCUUUGAGAGAUUUCAUGUUGCGAUAUGGUCCUCCAGACGCGUUGGGUUGGAUUAUAUGGUGAGCAUUGUCAUGAAAAACUAUUCGAGGAAUCUGUUGUUCUGUUUUGAUCAGAACAAGUGCACUACAACGAAGUUUAAAACUCAGGAGAAGAACGAUAAACCUCUGUUCCUCAAGGAUCUACGAACAGUAUGGGACGGUUUUGGGACAUGCACCAGUUGUGGAAAGCGAAAGUACGAUGAGACAAAUACUUUAUUAGUUGACGAUUCCCCCGACAAGGCCUUGUGUAAUCCUCCACACACUGGAAUCUUCCCUUCCCCGUACCAAUACACAGACCGUCAAGAUUCUGCAUUGGGACGUGAGGGUGAGCUAAGGAAGUAUCUUGAAAGAUUAGCAGAUGCAGAGAACGUUCAGAAGUUUGUAGCGGAGAAUCCAUUCGGUCAGACUGCCAUAACUGAGACACACGAGUCAUGGGAGUUUUACUCUAAGGUCGUCGAGGCACAUAAGUAAUUCGUCCACAGGAGUUGUGACUAUGUAAUUGCUCUGGAGCUAACAACAAGUAUGUGAAGCAGAUGCAGAUGCACACAUAGAUGAAGUUCCUUCUGGAAGUUUACUUUAAACUCUUUCACAUUACAACUGAUAUUGUAUCUCUUGUGUUUUAAAGACUAACGUCGAUAUACAUUUAUCCUGUUUAUGGUCAUCUAGAUUCAGAUUUGUAAUUUGUCUUCAAAAUAAGUUUGAUUGGUACUCGUUCAAAGAUACAAAAUCAUUAUUUUAAAUAUGUUUUGA